Molecule: messenger RNA, 3908 nt
Organism: Lytechinus pictus (painted urchin)
Lineage: Eukaryota; Metazoa; Echinodermata; Echinoidea; Temnopleuroida; Toxopneustidae
Product: caspase-6-like
Exons: 9
Coding region: 226-1824 (532 amino acids)
Biological process (GO): proteolysis
Molecular function (GO): cysteine-type endopeptidase activity
Source: RefSeq, a predicted model, not a curated record
AGAGCACAGAGCUUAUCCAUGUCAUCACACUCGUGCACAUGGAAGAUUGACCUCAUUAGAGCAUAAUUGCCUCUGAAAGAAUUUCAGUUCAAUAUCGAGAUUCUCUAUAAAACAAGCAUUUGACAUGUAAGAAGAACUGUCAAAAAUCAGAGCUUCGUGUCAGCGUAUCAGAUUAACACUCUACUGCUCCUGUAUUCCAAAGAGGUUUUGCUCAAGAGGAACGAGAUGUCGUUUUUAAAAGGACUUGGGGACAUUAUAGAUGCAUUCGACAAAUCAGCAAAUGAAGAGUUCGAGGUAACGAGGGAAGGCCGACCUUUCAAGAUACUGGUUGAGGGUCGUUUCCACAAACCCUCUGAGCCAUGGGUUUAUGAUGUUACCGCAACCGACCUGCUAACCAACACAUUUCAGAAGAUGAAACAUUACGACAGGAAAGAAGAUGGCGUCAAUGAAGCCAUCAACUCCGUCAUGAACACCUUGAGAGAGAAGGGCGUUACAGGAACGCAUGGACAGACAACACUCGUGUUACAGACUUCUCAGCCUGACCCUUUUGUGUACAACCUAACCCGAAGUGAACAGAUUAACCAAGCCCUGAUGAAAAUGCUGGCUAAGAAGGGUUUCGUAUCUGAUCCGAACCCAGAGACUCCUUCAGGAUCAGGAUCCAGAUCGCCUCCAUCUCCUCCAGUGUAUCAGCAGAUACCAACAUCACCUCCUCAGUCUCUUCAACAAACAAGAGCGACAAUUAGCCAACAAGCAAUGAAUGGCAGUGCUAAAUCGUCUCAGAAAUUUCCCCUCCCAGAUAAUCGAGAAUCAGCAUUAUUACAGUAUGGUAUCCAAAGUAUAGACCCUGAUGUGGAUGGUCUGUAUACCUCUGUUAUCCCUCCGGCUCAACCUGAUCAGACACUACUCGAUCCGAGAUCGACAUACGUGACAUGGGAAUCACCAAUGAAGGGAUUCGUUUAUAUCUUGAACAACAGUGUUUUUCCUGAGCUACCUGAAAGAUCGAGGAUGAGAAGAGGUUCAAAUGUUGAUCUUCAGAACGUCGUCCAUGUCUUUACUCAGCUCGGUUAUAAACCACUGGUUCAUGAGAAUCUAAAAAAGCAGGAAAUUCUUGAUAGUCUUGGCGAAACUAUCAACCGAAUCAACAAAGAUGACGCCACACACAGUUCUCUCUGCAUGUUCUUCAUGAGUCAUGGUAACCAGGAUGGUAUCUCCGGUACGGAUGCUACCAGGUACAACCCCUGUAUCGUCACCAGAUUCGAGAUCAAGAAAAAACUUUCUGGUCGAAAGUGCAAAGCCCUUGUAGGAAAGCCGAAACUGAUCUUCUUCCAGGCGUGCAGAGGAACUACGUUUACUCGUAAUGCUGAUGAGCUUGACGCCAUUCCAGCACCAAGGGCGUCUUUUGAAGUAGACUACGUACCAUCGGAGAGCAAUGAACAUGAUGCAGAACCUUUGGAGGUAGACUUCAUUGAAAUGGAUUCAGUUAACACUGAUGACAGCAAUGACUUAGAUGUUGAUGGUGGAGGAGAGCUACCUGAUAACUCAGAUAUCUUUGUAGCAAAUGCAACAUCAAACGGUUAUUAUUCGAUAAGAAUGAGCAGAGAUGGGUCAUGGUUUAUUCAAGCCAUUUCAGAGAUCUUUCUUGCGCAUGCGCACCAAGGUGAACUUAAUGAGUUGAUGAGAAAGGUGACGUGCCUUGUGACGGAGAGUUAUCGGAUAAAUCAUUUUGAAGAAGCGACUAAACGAAGCUUUGAGGUUCGUCAAACUCCAGCUUACGAAAGUCAAGGGAUGAGAAGAAAAUUUUACUUUCUACCCAAAUAUCCAUGAAAAUAAUGCGAUAUAAGUUCAGUUCUGUAUAAACGUAGUGUUUAUUGAGUGGAAACACACACUUUCGCUAAUCAGAUUACGUUUCUGCCUUGAAAUAGCAGUGUGUUUUGUGGCAAUUGAGUUGAGGUAAACCUUCUUGAAUGUGUUUCUAAUUUAUAAUGUACAUUAUUAUAUUUAGGCUUUAUCUUCUCCAUUCUACGAGCGAGCUGUUUGUAUAUACAUGUAUAUCAAAAGGAACUGUUGCUGGCCGGGCUAGCGCCAUGAGCGUCUCUUGAAGGUGUGUGCGCUCAAAUAAGUUAUCACAAUUACAUAUAUUUUUUAAAAGAUACUGAGCAGUUUUUGUAGUCAUGAAAAAUAUGUGUUACUAACCAAGGGAUUUACUCGAGCGCGAAGUGCGAGCAGUCAGAAAUUUUCAAUAUACUGACCUGAAAAUGAGCAAAGUGCGAGCUGAAAAUUUUUGAUAUUCCGACCUGAAAACUAGACAUUCUUAAAAGCACUUUUUGUAAUCAUGAUCUGGGGGCCGUUUCAUAAAGCUGUUAAGAGCGACUUUAAGAACAACUGGUGAAUCUUUCUUAGGCGCUAAAUAAUCACCAAUGAACAUAUAUGGCGACUAUCAUUUACCACAUUUACCACAAGAAAGGAUCACUAGUCGUUCUUAAAGUCUCUCUUAACUUACGAACAGCUUUAUUAAACCGCCCCGGGGAUGGAUAUCUUGCUCAAUCAUUGAUGUAAGGGGAAGCACGAGCCAAAAAAUGUCUAAUUUUCCUACCUGAAAUGUGUUACUUCACAAAAGGUAUUUCAUUUUGGAAAAAAAGGACAGAUGUUAAUUUGUAGAAAGGGAAUUUUUCAUACUGAUAAAAGGAUUUUUCACACGGGAUUUUUUUAAAGGGGGGAGGGGUGCAUGCCCCCUGUCCCCGGUUCCGUCGCCUCUCUGGUAUAGUAGUAGUAGUAGGUCAGUAUGACAGUAUCGUUAAUGUUAUUAUACAUCAUUCAACAAUAUAUCCUGAAUUUUUUUUUUUUUUUCCUUCAGUCGCUCGUAAUAUCGGCCCUACUUUUAUUUAUUGUGAAAACUUAUAUUCAUCUAUGUACAUAUGGUAUUAUAUGAAGAUUUGCCCACAGCAUGAGCUGUAUUGUACAUACCUUUUACAGAAAAAAAAACACGAAAGCAUAAUUACAGCAAUACCUAGUGAGAAAUAAUAUAAAAAUAUCAUCCCGAAGAGAUAUAAAACCAGUGAUAUAUUAUUAGGGCAAUGUGAAUUAAAUUCACGAUACCAUCAGCAAAAUGUUUUAAAUAAUUAUGUUGACUAUACUAUUCUGGAGUUUUCAACAUAUGCUUAACAUUUUGGGAAGGGAAGGGAUUGUGAUUUUUUUUAAACAAGUGCACACCUAGUUACCAAUAAUGCAUAUAGCAUGUCCAUUUAUUUGAAAGCAGGAUAAAAGACCACUCGGCCAUGAUAAAUGAAUGGUGAUAUAAAAUUAUGACUUUCAGAGUAUAUGUAUCGGUACAUGUAUAGUGGAUGCCGAAUUUUAAACAAGAGACGUGUUAAAAGCAUGUGCCUGUGCUCAGGGUCCUAGGAAAGACUUUUAGACUGGGGGUGUUGAUGUCAAUUUCAAUUUGAAAAGCUCCCCCCCCCAAAAAAAAAAAAAAAAAAAAAAAAGAGGGUUUUCACAACAAAAUGGGAAAAAAAUUGGUCCAGAAAAGUUUGAAAAACAAAUAAAAAAAGGGGUCCAUACAAUGUUAACGUCGUUUUCCUUACAUUUUUCCAUUUUUAAACAUCUACCCAAAUUCCUGGGUGUGCUGCCUAUGUAGAAUAAUACAUGCAGCAUCUCCGCUCCCAGGGCCAUGCCUGUGCUACACUUAUUUUCAUUUAAUUGAAUAAGCAAAACUCAUGACGAAACUGCUGUCCUUUCAGCUGUUCAUUGUCAUUUGACGGUCAUAAAUUUACAUUACAUUUACUGUGUUCUUGAAUCCGUUGUUCGUCGCAGAGUGGAAACUCCCUAAUACCCUACAGUGACCGCAGAAUGGUUUAGAAAGUGGGGGGGGGGGGCAGUGGCAUACAUAUGAGGGGCGAAGCUUGCCCCCC